AUGGACAUUUUCUACAAAGAGACACAGGCCAAUCUUCCAGCUGGACUCUGCAGCACAUUACAUCCUCCAGUAGAAAAUAAAGCAGAAGGCACUGGGGUGCAGCUGCUGACUCCAGAUUCUUGGAAUAUAUCGCUAGCAGAUGCUCGGAGAAAGGCCCCAUCCCCAGUGUCUGCAGCUGGCCAAAUUCAAGGUCCUGGACCAUCCACGUCUACCACUGCCUCUCCGUCUGAUAUUGCCAACUGCUCUGUCACUAAAAUCCCAACACCGGUUCCCAAACCUAUUCCCCUCAAUGAGAAUCCAAAUAUUCCACCAGUUUCUGUUCAGCCACCUGCUGGUAUUGUGCCUCCAAUUGGUGUCCCACCUCGAAGUCCACCCAUGGUGAUGACAAACCGUGGACCAGUUCCCUUGCCCAUAUUCAUGGAACAGCAAAUUCUGCAGCAGAUUCGUCCACCGUUUAUUCGAGGGCCGCCUCAUCAUGCAUCGAAUCCAAAUAGCCCUCUGUCCAAUCCAAUGAUUCCUGGAAUUGGCCCACCACCAGGUGGUCCUAGAAAUAUGGGACCCACUUCCAGCCCAAUGCAUAGGCCAAUGCUGUCCCCUCAUAUCCAUCCUCCAACGACUCCAACCAUGCCUGGAAAUCCUCCAGGCUUACUACCCCCUCCACCUCCAGGAGUUCCUUUGCCCAGCCUGCCUUUCCCUCCUGUAAGCAUGAUGCCAAAUGGUCCUAUGCCCAUGCCACAGAUGAUGAACUUUGGUUUGCCAUCUCUUGCCCCAUUAGUGCCACCACCAACCCUUUUAGUGCCAUAUCCUGUUAUCGUUCCACUUCCUGUCCCAAUUCCAAUCCCAAUCCCCAUUCCUCACAUCAAUGAUUCCAAGCCCCCAAAUGGCUUCUCGAGCAAUGGGGAAAGCUUCAUUCCAAAUACUCCCAGUGACACAACAGGGGCUAAGCCAACAAGUAACUCUGUGUCCCCCAGGAAUUCUAAACAAGGCUCUUCUAAGCCUUCUGAUUCCUCACCAAGCUGCUCAGGCCAGUCCUUAAAUCAAACGCAAGUGCAUCAGCAGCACAGUAAAAGUGACGUUGUUGAUUUGACUGUGAGACCAAGUAGUCCUGUGAACAACAAGUUUGGUUUUCCUACAGUACUACAGGGACCACAGGAUGGUGUGAUAGACUUAACUGUAGGUCACAGGUCUAGACUACACAAUGUUAUCCACAGGGCUUUGCACGCUGAAGUCAAAGUUGAACACGAAGCUAGCAGUGUUGUAAAUCUGGCUUUGGGUAGCUCAGAUAAAAGGAACUGCAGUGACUGCAGAAAAAAUUGCAGCCCCACUGAAACAAAGACAUUACCUGGUGGUGAUCCACCUCGCUGCGGCUCCCUCCCAGCUGCCUCUGGCACUCCAGAAAACGCUGCAGCUGCAGCCUGCAAUGUCAUUGUGAAUGGCACAAAAGGCCCCGAGAUUUCUAAGAACUCCGAAACACCCCAAGAGCAAAAAAAGACUCAGCUUCAAUCUUGUUUGCUGGAGGAACUGCCAGUGAGUGAGCUGGAAUCCGUUAAGGAGAAUAACUGUACGUCAAACUGUCGCCGGGAAGGAGAGUCUGGUAAGAAGACAGGGGAAGAAUCUCUGUUUGGGGGAGACAAACAAGACCCCAACCUUAACAAUCCGGCUGAUGAGGAUCAUGCAUAUGCUUUGCGGAUGCUACCCAAAGCAGGCUGCGUCAUCCAGCCUGUACCCAGACCAGCGGAAAAGACUGCAAUUGGACCCUGCAUUAUUUCAACGCCAAUUCUCAGCACAGGGCCAGAGGAUCUAGAGCCACCACUGAAAAGGAGGUGUCUCCGAAUUCGAAAUCAGAAUAAGUAAAGGAAUGCUGAUAUUGACAGGGUACCUUGCAUGGAGAAAGGGAGCAGAGCUACUUCACCAGACAACACCAGCUGGUCCACUCGCCACCAUAUCUGGUCAGAAAUCAAGAAAACAAAGCCAUUUCCCCUCAUUAUUUCUCUCAGAGGGAAGGCUAAAACCCUAGGGUGCCUUUGGGUCAGAAGACUGUAAGCACAUCAUGGACCCCUCAAAGUACUCCCAGCAUUCCGAUGACCCUGCCCCCUUCUCCCUAAACCUUUGGUUUCUUGCCGAUGGAGGAUUUUCCUCUGAUUCUAAAGCCACAUGGACCAAUGUAUGUACUU
Molecule: messenger RNA, 2174 nt
Organism: Protobothrops mucrosquamatus (brown spotted pit viper)
Lineage: Eukaryota; Metazoa; Chordata; Lepidosauria; Squamata; Viperidae
Product: sine oculis-binding protein homolog
Exons: 2
Coding region: 1-1854 (617 amino acids)
Biological process (GO): animal organ development
Cellular component (GO): nucleus
Source: RefSeq, a predicted model, not a curated record